AUGCCCAGUCCUCAUUUCACUUUGGCCGAAGGCCAGCCCGUCAUCGACCCAUCCACAAGCAUCACCUUGCCUACCUUGGGCGGUGGUGGUCUCACUACUCUAGGAGAUACUCUUCUCAUCGAGACCCUCACGCAUUUCAACCGGGAGCGCAUCCCCGAGAGAGUUGUUCAUGCUAAGGCAGCCGGUGCCUGGGGCGAGUUUGAAGUAACCAACGAUAUCUCCUCGCUCACCUCGGCCAAGUUUAUGAAUGGAGUCGGCAAGAAGACUCCAGUCCUGUUCCGCCUUAGUACGACCGGUGGUGAAAAGGGUAGCGCAGAUACCGUUCGGGAUGUGCGAGGCUUCUCUGUCAAAUUCUUCACCGAAGAAGGUAAUCAUGACAUUGUGGGAAACCAUAUUCCGGUCUUCUUUGUCCGCGAUCCCAUUCGCUUCCCCUCGUUGAACAGGAGUCACAAGAGACACCCUUCGACUAACCGUCCCGAUUGGACUAUGUUCUGGGACUUCCAUGUGAACCAACCCGAAAGUGUCCACGCUUUGAUGCAUCUUUUCGGCUCGCGGGGUAUUCCCGAUUCCAUUCGUCGAGUCACCGGUUUUGGCGUGCAUACAUUCAAGAUGGUGACGGACGAGGGCCGAUUCCGCUACUGCAAAUUCCACUUCCGACCUGUCGACGAAAUCACCCAUUUUUCGAAGGAAGAUGCAACUCGCAUGGCUGGAGUUAAUCCCGACUUCCAUAACCAGGACCUGUGGUGCGCUAUUUCUCGCAAGCAGUUCCCUGUCUGGAAGCUAUAUGUUCAAGUUAUGGAGCCGGAGCAGGCUGAGACGUUCGGCCGCGGUCUGUUUGACAUCACCAAGGUCUGGUCUCACAAGGAUUUCCCCUUGAUCGAGGUUGGCAAGAUGACUCUCAACAAGAACCCCGAGAACUACUUUGCCGAAAUUGAACAGGCAGCAUUCUCACCUUCCAACAUGGUGCCAGGCAUUGCGAUGACGCCCGACCCUAUGCUGCAAGCUCGCAUGUUUGCCUACCCCGACGCCCAGCGAUACCGACUCGGAAUAAACUACACACAACUCCCGUCGAAUCGCGCCAUCUGCCCCGUUUACGCUCCAUAUGAGAGAGACGGCAUGGGUGUGCACACCCGCAAUUAUGGCGGCGAUCCAAACUAUGUGCGCAGUUCCUUGAGCCCUGGUGUCCCCAGCCAGGUGACCUCGGAUGUGCGACACACCGAGCCCAUCGAACGAUUUGCAUUCUUGGGUAAGAACGAGAUUGCAGUCGAUGACGAAGAUUACGUCCAGCCCCGAGAGCUGUGGAAUAGAGUCUUUGAUGAGACUGAGAGAAAGCAGUGGGUUGAGAAUGUCUCGGAGACUAUUGAGGCUAUUCCUGCGGGCUUGAGGCAGGCUGUGAUUGCGAUGUUUAGCAAGGUUGAUGCGCGCAUCGGACAGAUGAUGGCUGCCAAGGGUAAGGAGACUUCGCAUCUUUAA
This is a messenger RNA of Penicillium cataractarum, 1473 nucleotides long. RefSeq names its product catalase. Gene Ontology annotation, cellular component: peroxisome; mitochondrion; cytoplasm. Bases 1 to 1473 code for a protein of 490 amino acids. The record is from RefSeq and is a predicted model, not a curated record. Gene Ontology annotation, biological process: response to hydrogen peroxide; hydrogen peroxide catabolic process. The transcript is spliced from 7 exons. Gene Ontology annotation, molecular function: heme binding; catalase activity. NCBI's taxonomy places the organism in Eukaryota, Fungi, Ascomycota, Eurotiomycetes, Eurotiales, Aspergillaceae.